Messenger RNA from Rotaria sordida, 1641 nucleotides. NCBI's taxonomy places the organism in Eukaryota, Metazoa, Rotifera, Eurotatoria, Philodinida, Philodinidae. The record is from the annotation of a GenBank genome assembly.
AUGUCUCAAUUCAAAAGAUUUAUUAACAAUAAACUAUCAUACUGUUUCGUCUAUACUAUUGGUAUAUGCAUUGCUAUUUCUUUGGCGACAACAAUUGCACUAUUAAUAUGGUAUCUUCUUACACCUGCGUAUGUGAAUUAUAAUAUCAAUCAAACAAAUUUUAUUUGUCCACCAAAUCCAUGUUCAUCAACAACUAGAACAACUACAAGUUCUAUAUCAAGUACAUUGUUCGAUUCGUUAAUAGCCAGUUCGAUGUCGACUACAUCAAUAAGUACCAUGCAAACAUCAAUAUCGACUAUAACAAGUUCAUCAACGAAACCGAAUAUAAGCACAAAACGUACAUAUAAAGAAUCAUGUGAUCAAUUAUACGAUUGUUAUAUUGAAUAUGGAUUAUUAUGUGAAUAUGGAUGGAAUGAAAAUAAAAGUUGUCUAUGUGAAGGAUCUCAUUAUUGGUCAGUUCAACAAAAUAAAUGCCUUCGUAAAGGUGAAAUUAAUGAUUCAUGUGAUAUUGACCAUCAAUGUCAUCGAGAAAUUGGUCUUGUAUGUGAUAAACCACCUGGUCAAACAACUGUUCAUCGUAUUGUCGAUUGUAUUAAUGAGAAUUAUGCAACAACAUGUCUCGUUCUUGGUACUAAUAAUAUCUAUCAUAUGGUUACAGUGAGAUCAAUUAGUGAAAAAGAACUUUCAUUUGAUUGGUUUCUUAUCGAUAAUCGAAUUUUAGAAGAAUUACCACAACUUAGUUGUACUUUCAAUAAUGACACAAAAUACUGUUUUGGUUUAAGUGCUCAAGACUCUCAACAUUCUCUUAAACUUGCACAAUUUACACGAAAAGGAUUUCAUAGUAUAGAAAAUAUAGGUGGUACUAAUCGAGGUAUUGCAUUUGGUUUAACUAAUAUAAAUAAUGUUUCUGUAUAUGUUCGUAAUUCUCAAAAUAUACUUUAUCGUCGAAUAAUUGUUGAUGAUGAAAUAUUAUCAGCACAUAAUAUUGCAUUAUCAUUAUCCGGUGAUCCAAUGUGUUAUAUUUAUGAAGUAUUGAUUAGUCGAGAAAUUUAUUGUUUUGCUCGAAAUUCAGUAUAUGGUCUUACAGAAUAUGUUGAAUUAUCAAAAGAUACAUGGCGAACUACACAAUUAGGUAUUCCAACUGAUCGAAUACGUGAUGAAAUAGCACCUGUUUGUAGUUAUGUUGGACAAAUACAUCGAUAUUGUUUUGCUAUAUUUGAAAAUGGACAAAUUUAUCGAAUUAUUUCGAAAUCAGGUGUAUGGAGUACAUGGCAAUCUAUUGGUCGAGAACGACAAUAUCAAUUUAUUAGUCAACCUGCUUUUAUAAUAUCGAAACCAUUAAAUCAAUCAAGUUCUGAUCAAACAUGUUAUCUAUUAGCAAUUGAUACAAAUAAUAAUUUACAAUUAUCGACAAAUUUAAAUUGUGCUCUUGUAGAUAAUUUUAGUGAAUGGAUAUCAAUAUCAACUAAUUUGAAAUUUAAACAAUUUGAUAAAACAUUUCGAUUACGUGAUGGUAAUAUUGGUGUAUUAGGUAUUGAUAGUCAAAAUCGACCUUAUUAUAUAUAUCUUGAUCCAAAAACUAAUCGUUUUACAUCACCACGUCCAGCAUUUACAGUGAAAUCAGUACAAUUUCGUCCUUAA